Messenger RNA from Oryzias latipes (Japanese medaka), 471 nucleotides. Its product is annotated as protein S100-P. Gene Ontology annotation, biological process: endothelial cell migration. The record is from RefSeq and is a predicted model, not a curated record. Gene Ontology annotation, cellular component: extracellular exosome; cytoplasm. Gene Ontology annotation, molecular function: transition metal ion binding; calcium ion binding; calcium-dependent protein binding. Lineage: Eukaryota; Metazoa; Chordata; Actinopteri; Beloniformes; Adrianichthyidae.
UCCUCCUCUCCUCUGUUGCAGCUCCACACACCUUCUGCUGCUCUCAGAUUUUUCUCUGCACACCUCCGGGCCAAAAAACUAAUCGAAAACCAUGAGUCAGCUAGAGACAGCCAUGGCCAUGCUGAUCAAGACCUUCGACACGUAUGCCGGCAAAGAUGGGAAGAAGGAAUCACUGAGCAAGUCCGAAGUGAAGACCAUGUUGGAGAAAGAGCUUCCCGGGCUCCUGAAGGCUGCAAAGAACCAAGACGAGGUGGACAAGCUGCUGAAGGGGCUGGACUUUAAUGGAGACUCUGAGGUCGACUUCAGCGAGUUCGUGGUGCUGGUUGCUGCUCUGACCUGUGCUGCACACGGUCGCUGCUCCAGGAAGAACUAAGCUGCACCCUUGGGUGGGGGACAGACAUGUGAACAACCGCAUGAAAUCUUCACAGUUGCUGUUAUUUUGCAAUGACCUAAUAAAGUGAUUUACCUCAC